AUGAGUGCCGAAGAUUUAGAAACGUAUCGUUUUCAGUUAGAACAAGUUGAUUUAGAGUUAAAAAAUGAUCCUAAUAAUGAGGAACUACUAAAAUUGCAAACUGAUUUAAAAGAACUUAUUUCCAUGGUGGAACAAUUUGCGAGUCCAGCUCAACAACAACAAUCACCAGUCAAAAAACAAAAUGCGCCAAAUUCAACACCCUUGGCAGAUCCAACGCCAACUGUGGCCUUAAAGCAUCAUGAAUUUGCAGUAGAUCAAGAAGUUAUGGCGCGUUGGUCAGGCGAUGGACAAUUCUACAGGGCUGUAAUUACAGCGAUUGGUGGUGCGGAUCAAGUCUUCUCGGUUAAAUUCAAAGGAUACACCGACUCUGAACUAGUAAAAGCAGAAGACAUACGGCCUUUAGAUGUAAAUAGUUUGAAGAACAAAAAGAGACGUACAGGUAUAUUCGAAGAUGUAGUUGUUGAGCCUGAGAAUAAGAAAGGAGAUAAUAAAAGUAAAAGACAGAAAACAACAACAACAUCUCAAAAAUCAAAAACGGCUGAAUUCGAGAAUAAGAAGAAUGCUUGGUUAAAUUUUGCAAAAGGCGGUAGUAAAAAGAAAAAGACGAAUGCCACCAGUGUAAUUAACAAGAAAAGUAUCUUCAAAUCUCCUGACAAUCCUGAAGGAAAAGUUGGCGUUGUUAACAGUGGUAAAGGUAUGACAAGCUUCCAUCAAAGGGGAAAGCAUGUUUAUGAGCCAUCAGGAGCAACUGAAGAUUGA
Molecule: messenger RNA, 759 nt
Organism: Mycotypha africana
Lineage: Eukaryota; Fungi; Mucoromycota; Mucoromycetes; Mucorales; Mycotyphaceae
Exons: 2
Coding region: 1-759 (252 amino acids)
Biological process (GO): negative regulation of DNA-templated transcription
Molecular function (GO): DNA-binding transcription factor activity
Source: RefSeq, a predicted model, not a curated record